AUGUCCGCUCCGACCGAAGAGAAGAAGGCCGACGCCGAGACGGCCCCCGCCCUCACCACCGAGACACCCGCUGCUGAGCAGUCUGCCACUGCGACCGAGUCUGCCGCUGCCGAGAAGACUGAGACUGACAAGCCUGCCGCUUCGACCACGGAUGAGGCCACGAAGCCCGAGCCCGCUGCUGAUAUCGCUGCUGAGGGUGAGGCAAGCAAGACGGACGAGGCAGCAAAGCCCGAUGUUCCUGCAAAGGACGAGGCGCCUGCGAAGCCCAGCGAGGCCGCUGCAGCACCCGCUUGGCCCGAAAUUAGCGACGACCACCCUAUCAACAAGCUGCUCAAGGCGCUUCCCGACCUGAUCACCGGUGCUGACGGCUACAACGAGGUCUACGGCAUCCACCUCGACCCUACUGGUCCCUUUCACACCAAGCUCAUCCUGCAGAAGUUCCUGCGUGCCAAUGCCAACGAUGUUGACAAAGCUAAGAAUCAGCUGGCCGAGACUCUGAAGUGGCGUGGCUCCUUCAAGCCUCUUGCCGCCCUUGACGAGGCUUUUGCUAAGGACCGCUACGAGGGCCUUGGAUACGUGAUUGAGGCCGAGGGCGUCCCCGAGAGCCCCAACAAGAAGGACAUCAUCACCUUUAACAUCUACGGCGCCGUCAAGGACAACAAGGCCACUUUCGGUGACGUCGAAGCUGAGGCCGUCGCCUUCGGCCGCACGUCCGACAUGCGUGAGAAGCUACCGCACUUCACACACAAGUUCCUACGUUGGCGCGUCGCUCUCAUGGAGAUGGGCAUUAAGAAGCUCAACCUGGCCAAUGCUACUCAGCCCAUCCCCGACUAUGGCAACGGCCCCGAUCCGUAUCAGGGCAUCCAAGUCCACGACUACCUGAGCGUCUCCUUUAUCCGUCAGGACCCUAAUGUGAAGGCUGCAUCGCGCCGCACCAUCGACCUGUUCUCCAAGGUCUACCCGGAGACUCUGAGCCGCAAGUUCUUUGUCAACGUGCCUGUUGUCAUGGGCUGGAUGUUCCAGACCUUCAAGCUCAUCCUCCCCAAGGAGACCACCAGGAAGUUCACCGUCCUCUCCUACGGCAACCAGCUUGCCAGCGAGCUCGGACCCAAUGUCCCGGAGGUCUACGGUGGCAAGACUGGCGGUCUUGAGACCAUUGGCGAGCAGACCAAGUUCUAG
This is a messenger RNA of Lasiodiplodia theobromae, 1179 nucleotides long. RefSeq names its product Cral trio domain containing protein. The record is from RefSeq and is a predicted model, not a curated record. Gene Ontology annotation, biological process: Golgi to plasma membrane protein transport; regulation of exocytosis. Gene Ontology annotation, cellular component: cytosol; plasma membrane; cortical endoplasmic reticulum. Gene Ontology annotation, molecular function: phosphatidylinositol transfer activity. The coding region runs from base 1 to 1179 and encodes 392 amino acids. The transcript has 3 exons. NCBI's taxonomy places the organism in Eukaryota, Fungi, Ascomycota, Dothideomycetes, Botryosphaeriales, Botryosphaeriaceae.